UUCUACACCCAAGCAACGUAAACCCAGAACCCUAAUCCACGAAACCGUAAAAAAAAACCAUUCGAUUGUAAAUUCGGACGCCGAAUUGAGAAUCCGAUCAAGAGAAGAUGUCGACGGUGUACGUUCUAGAACCGCCGACGAAGGGUAAAGUGAUACUGAACACGACAUACGGCCCAGUGGACAUCGAGCUGUGGCCCAAAGAAGCCCCGAAAGCCGUUCGGAACUUCGUGCAGCUCUGCCUCGAAGGCUAUUUCGACAAUACAAUCUUCCACCGCAUUAUCAAGGGCUUCCUCGUCCAAGGCGGUGACCCCACCGGCUCCGGCACCGGUGGAGAAAGUAUUUACGGGAGUGUGUUUUCGGACGAGUUUCAUUCGCGUUUAAGAUUUAACCAUAGAGGUAUCGUUGCUUGUGCCAAUGCUGGUUCGCCGCAUUCGAAUGGGAGUCAGUUCUUUAUAUCUUUGGAUAAAUGCGAAUGGCUUGACAAAAAAAACACUAUUUUUGGAAAGGUUACCGGAGACUCUAUAUAUAAUCUUCUGACAAUAGGUGAGGUUGACACUGAUCAGAAUGACCGGCCUUUGGAUCCUCCUCCAAGAAUCAAAUCGGUUGAGGUACUUUGGAACCCUUUUGAAGAUAUAGUUCCUAGAAUAUCUUCAAAGCCUUGGAUCCAGCCCACAGCUGAAUCUGAGAGGAAAGAUUUGAAGAAGAAAGCUGUGAAAAAGCUGAACUUGCUGUCGUUUGGAGAAGAAGCUGAAGAAGAAGAGAAGGAAUUGGCAGCAGUAAAGCAAAAGAUUAAGAGUAGUCAUGAUGUAUUGAAUGAUCCUCGUCUCCUAAAGCAAGAACAGGAUUCAUCCAAUGUCAAAACCACUAAGGAUGUGCAACUGUCUGUAAGGGGAGCUCUAAGCUCAAAGAGAGAAGGAGCACAGAAAGAUGUAGACGUUGAGUUGUCUGAUUCCCUUGAUCAUAGUGACGAUGAUGAGGCCAGUUUUGAUGCACGAAUGCGUCGUCAAAUACUUAAUAGAAGGAAGGAUCUUGGAGACCACCCAUCCAAGCAAAAGAUGCAAAAUGGGAGCUCUAAACCAAAUGACCGUGAAAUUUCUGCACCAAGGUCCAAUGAUGAAAGAAUUGAUGAUGACCAACCAAGGGUAGAAAAGCUGUCCCUGAAGAAAAAGGGUAUGGGAUCAGAAGCCAGAGCCGAGCGCAUGGCUAAUGCUGAUGCAGAUUUACAGUUAUUCAGUGUGGCUGAACGAGGAAGAUUGUUGCAAAAACAGAAGAAGCGCAGACUUCAAGGACGUGAAGAUGAAGUUUUAGCAAAACUUGAGAAGUUCAAGCAAUCUAUUUCCACAAAACCAGCUGCUCCAAGCAGUGAGCCUGCAGGUGGUGAAAAUGAGGAUUUGUCUGACUGGAAAGCAGUUGGGUUAGCAUUUGCUCCUGAUACCAAGGAUGGUAUGUCUCGCAAGGAUGACCCGAAUGACUAUGUGGUUGUUGACCCUCUUUUGGAGAAGGGCAAAGAAAAAUUCAACCGGAUGCAGGCCAAGCAAAAGCGACGGGAACGGGAAUGGGCUGGCAAAUCUCUUACUUGAUCUAGUUAAAGGCUGAUGAAAAUGACAAGUCGGUCCGUCUCACAUGCCUGUCUGCCAUUUCAUUCACCUAAAGUCCCACGAAUCAAACGUUGGGAGCUUGAGGUUGGGUUUCUCUUACCAAACAAUUUGACGUUGAUAUUGGAAUCAAUGUCGAGAUCACAAAUUGCGGAAAUAUUGGAUAUAAAUAAAAAAAAUCCGUAUCAUGGGUAAAUAUGAUGGAAAAUUGUAGUAAAAUGUUAGAAAUUUUGAAUGAAACUUUAAUUUAUAUUCCUUCAUAUAUUUAUGCAUAUUUUAAUUUUGAAUGAAACUUCAGUUUAUCUCUGU
Molecule: messenger RNA, 1904 nt
Organism: Theobroma umbraticum
Lineage: Eukaryota; Viridiplantae; Streptophyta; Magnoliopsida; Malvales; Malvaceae
Product: Cyclophilin-like peptidyl-prolyl cis-trans isomerase family protein
Biological process (GO): protein folding; protein peptidyl-prolyl isomerization
Cellular component (GO): catalytic step 2 spliceosome
Molecular function (GO): peptidyl-prolyl cis-trans isomerase activity
Source: RefSeq, a predicted model, not a curated record